GCACCACCUCGCGUUGCCUCCCCACCAAGCAUCACCACGCAUUCGACGCAGACGCGCAGGGAAGCACGGGGGGCAGGAAAAAGAGCACGGACGAUUUGCAGCGGCAGCGGCUGCGGGCGAGGAGGAAGACUCCCGAUCUCGCCGGAGUCGGCGGAACGCACGCUCCCGAUCUCGCUAGCCGGUGGCGCUCGGCGACCGACGCGGUAGAUAGGUUGGACAGCCAGCGGGAGAAGAGAUCGAUGGGGGGAGCGGGGCACGGCGUGCAUUUCUUAGACGCGUGCUUCCUCUGCCGGAGGCCGCUCGCCGGCAACCGCGACAUCUUCAUGUACAGAGGGGACACGGCGUUUUGCAGCGACGAGUGCCGGAGCGCGCAGAUGGCGGCGGACGAGGCGGCGGAGAGGAAGGAGAGGGCGAGCGGCGCCAGCGCCAAGGCGGUCACGCAUGGGACGCUGCCCGCCAGGGAAGCGGAAGGCCCGCAGGAGCGCGGCGGCAAGGUCCGGGCCGGGUCCAUCCUGGCCCUGUAACGAGAAACUUCUCUCGAAUCUAAGCAUGGCGUUUUCCUUUUUUUUUUCUCCCUCCCUUUCCAUCUAGGAGUAUUUCUCUACCUUACGAAACGCACCACGUACCGGAGGUCGCCACCUUCAUGUACACGGACGGGUUUGUGUUUUUUGAUGAUGAAAACCCUUAGGACCAUCCGGUGGUGCGUGGUGGUUGCUUUUUUGUUUCUUUUGGUGUGCUGGUUGUUUGGUGAUCCUGAUCCAUGAUGUAUGCAUACUGCACGCACGUACCUUGUCACGCAUGGAGUAAUGUUAUUGGUUAGUCUAAUAAUGAGGAAAUAAUAAUGGUGGCUACUGCAGCA
Molecule: messenger RNA, 859 nt
Organism: Panicum virgatum (switchgrass)
Lineage: Eukaryota; Viridiplantae; Streptophyta; Magnoliopsida; Poales; Poaceae
Product: FCS-Like Zinc finger 2-like
Exons: 2
Coding region: 240-524 (94 amino acids)
Source: RefSeq, a predicted model, not a curated record